UCGCGGCGUGUUGUCGGGUGCGGGACAUUGUUACGGAUUUUACCUCAGGUCGGGUCGGCGCUUUAGGUCCUACCCUGUCUGCCGACCUGAGUGCUUUGGAGCCACUUUCUAUAUUUUGUCCGCGUUUUUAUCUAACUCACCUUUUGGAUCAUGACAGCCAGGAUUCGCAUCCAACAGGAGCGACCAUGGGGCGCUGAAGGGGAAGUGAAGAAAGGGYUGAUGGAUCAACUGGCGGAAGCGAUUGGUGUAUUGGAGGAAGCGUUUGGGAAGCUGAGUAAAGGGRAGGCGUUCUUCGGUGGAGACCAAAUUGGGUUUCUUGAUAUUGCUUUUGGGUCGUUCCUGGGGCGGUUGAGAGCGAAGGAAAGCUCCAAUGGGGUGAAAUUUAUCGAYGGUGCCAAGAUUCCUGGGUUGGUCGGAUGGGCUCACAAAUUCUCCGCACACGCCGCUGUGAGAGAUGUCUUGCCUGACACUGAGAAGUUUUUGGAGUUUGGUAAGGUUAUUGAAGCCAAAAUGAAUGGAGUUUCUCCCUAG
Molecule: messenger RNA, 531 nt
Organism: Momordica charantia (bitter melon)
Lineage: Eukaryota; Viridiplantae; Streptophyta; Magnoliopsida; Cucurbitales; Cucurbitaceae
Product: glutathione S-transferase U11-like
Biological process (GO): glutathione metabolic process
Molecular function (GO): glutathione transferase activity
Source: RefSeq, a predicted model, not a curated record